This is a messenger RNA of Boeremia exigua, 800 nucleotides long. RefSeq names its product 50S ribosomal protein-like protein L13. The transcript has 2 exons. Gene Ontology annotation, molecular function: mRNA binding; structural constituent of ribosome. Bases 123 to 644 code for a protein of 173 amino acids. The record is from RefSeq and is a predicted model, not a curated record. NCBI's taxonomy places the organism in Eukaryota, Fungi, Ascomycota, Dothideomycetes, Pleosporales, Didymellaceae. Gene Ontology annotation, biological process: translation; negative regulation of translation. Gene Ontology annotation, cellular component: mitochondrial large ribosomal subunit; ribosome.
GAUUACCCCAGCGAACGGUACGCCCGCAUUCACUCGUUCCCUGUCCAUUCUUAAUCGGAGGACCGAUCGCGCCUUAGAGACCUUUGAGGGAAGAGAGUUCAGGCCGCAGGCAUUCUUCGAACAUGUCUCAAGUAGUAGGCAAGACGCGCCUUGCGUACGCUCGCUCAUGGCAUCUCAUUGACAUCGGUGCCGACUCACGAGCCCUCGGGCGCGUCGCCUCCGCAAUCGCAUUGACUCUGAUGGGCAAGCACAAGCCGAUCUUCGACCCCUCAACCGACUGCGGUGACUACGUAGUUGCUGUUGACUGCGCCAACCUGCACACAACCGGCAAGAAGCGCUUCCAAAAGCUGUACCGGACACACACUUCGCGCCCCGGCUCGCUGAAGGAGAUCAACAUGGAUCGCAUGAUGGCUAAGUGGGGAGGGGGCGAGGUUUUGAGGAAGGCGGUCAGCGGUAUGCUGCCAAAGAACAGACUGAGGAAGGAGAGGCUGGCCAGGCUGAAGACGUUCGAGGGCCAGGCGCAUCCUUAUGGGGAGAAUGUGUUGAAGGUUUCGAAUGGUGGAGGACAGAGUAUUGCCGAGCUGCCUGAAGUCAAGAAGGCAUUUGAAGGGAUAAAAGAGGCUGCGCAAGGCCCAGCAUCGUAGCAGGUUGGAAGUGGGAAGGGUUUGUGAGGUUGUGGAAUGGAAGGAGUUGAUCUGUAAGAUCUGUGUAUACCAGAAGCAGCUUCUCAUGGACACGGCGUUCAGUGCUGUUUCAGCAUCUAUUGUAGCAUAUAUCAAGACCAGUUUUUUUGACAAGAA